AUGAUCUCGGGCAAUUGGACCUCGGUUGGCGCAGCCAUUGCGGCGGUCUUACUCUUCUGGACAUUCUCCUCGACCUCCUCCUCGCCUUUCACGCGUAAUUUCCCAAGACUUCAAAACAAGCGCAUCUGUUUGUUGAUCGCCCAUCCAGAUGAUGAGGCGAUGUUCUUUGCGCCGACUGUUCUGGCGCUCACAAAGCCAGAGCUGGGGAACCACCUGAAGAUCCUCUGUUUUAGCACCGGUGACGCAGAAGGUCUCGGCGAAACCCGCAGAAAAGAGCUUCAGAAAAGCGCAAAACACCUUGGCAUACGUGACGAGUCCGACGUUUUCAUUCUAAACGAUCCAGCUCGCUUCCCAGAUAGCAUGACAGCAAACUGGCUAGAAAAUGACGUCUCCUCCCUCCUAACCUCAGCCUUCGCCCCGGACCUCGCAGCUACGCUCAAUGGAACCGCAAAGAAGGACCCCAAGAAAGCGCCCACUGCCACAAUUGAUGUUUUUAUCACCUUCGACCAGCAAGGUGUCAGCAAUCACCCCAAUCAUCGCUCUCUUUACCACGGCGCACUGUACUUCCUUCGUCUGUUGAUGAAGGAGAAACCCGGUUUCGCCUGCCCCGUGACCCUUUACACUCUCACCUCGACUUCGAUCUUCCGAAAAUACCUUGGCGUCCUCGAUGCGCCUUUGUCGAUGCUACAUGGUGUUGUGGCUAAUAUCUGGUCCCGAGUGGGUGGAGCCAGGAAAGGCGGCCCCGGGCCAGCGCGUCUUCUUUUCGUCAGUUCAAUUAGUGAGUGGUUUACUGCGCGUGGGGCUAUGGUCUCAUGCCACAAAAGUCAGAUGGUAUGGUUCCGCUGGGGCUGGAUCACGCUUGGGCGGUAUAUGACUGUCAACGACUUGAAGCAGGAGAAGAUCUAG
This is a messenger RNA of Penicillium taxi, 906 nucleotides long. RefSeq names its product PIG-L family deacetylase. The transcript has 2 exons. Bases 1 to 906 code for a protein of 301 amino acids. Gene Ontology annotation, cellular component: endoplasmic reticulum. Gene Ontology annotation, molecular function: N-acetylglucosaminylphosphatidylinositol deacetylase activity. The record is from RefSeq and is a predicted model, not a curated record. Gene Ontology annotation, biological process: GPI anchor biosynthetic process. Lineage: Eukaryota; Fungi; Ascomycota; Eurotiomycetes; Eurotiales; Aspergillaceae.